Closterium sp. NIES-65 is the source of this 789-nucleotide messenger RNA. Lineage: Eukaryota; Viridiplantae; Streptophyta; Zygnematophyceae; Desmidiales; Closteriaceae. The record is from the annotation of a GenBank genome assembly.
AUGUUGAUUAAGAAGAACGUUGAGUGCGAGACCGACACGCUUUCCCACGUCUACACUUUCAUCCUGAGCCCCAACAACACCUACAAGAUCCUGAUCGACAACGUCGAGAAGUCUGGCGGUGACAUUUUUGCGGAAUGGGAUUUCCUGAAGCCUCGCCAGAUCCCUGACAAGUCCGUCAAGAAGCCCGAGGACUGGGUUGACGACGAGUACAUGGAUGAUCCCGAGGACAAGAAGCCCGAUGGCUGGGAUGACAUUGCCGCCGAGAUUGUGGAUCCUGAGGCGAAGAAGCCCGAGGACUGGAACGAUGAGGAUGAUGGUGAAUGGGAGGCCCCUCUUAUCCCCAACCCCGAGUACAAGGGCGAAUGGAAGCCCAAGAGGAUCAAGAACCCCGCGUACAAGGGCAAGUGGAAGCCUCCUAUGAUUGACAACCCUGACUUCGUGGAGAAGCCAGAGGCCUAUCGUCUACCACCUCUGCGCUAUGCUGGCUUUGAGAUCUGGCAGGUCAAGGCAGGCUCCAUCUUUGACAACAUCCUUGUCACUGAUGACGCUGAGUAUGCUCGCAAGUUCGCCGAGGACACUUGGGGCGCCAUGAAGGCGGAGGAGAAGAAGAUGCAUGACGAGGCCGAGAAGUCCAAGGAGGAGGAGGAGAAGGAGGAUGACGCUGGGGACGAUGAUGCUGAUGAUGAGGAUGAUGCCGAGGCUGAUGCUGAGGCUGCGGAGGCCGCUGAGGACAAGGAGGAUGCGGAGGAGGCCAAGGAGGUGAGUCUUCUUAUGCUGCACUCAUCUUGA